GGAAGGCUGCUGAUGCCAGUGCCUUUGUGUGCUGUGCUGUGAGUGCUGCUUCAGGAAACUGUGAGGGUGCAAUGGGCGAACUGGGAAGCCACGACAUGAUUCAGAGCCUCAGUGAAGAGUGGGAGAGUUCAUUGCCUGAAGUGGUAAAGAUGAAGAAUGCAGUGACCUAUGAUGAUGUGCAUGUCGGCUUCACUUGGGAAGAAUGGACUUUGCUGGAUCAUUCCCAGAAGAAUCUCUACAAAGAUGUGAUGCUAGAAACCUACAGGAACCUCGCUACCAUAGGAUACAGUUGGGAUGACCAUAACAUUGAAGAACACUGUCAAAGUUCUAGAAGACAUGAAAGACAUGAAAGAAGCGAUAAUGCAGAGAAAACUUCUGUAUAUACUCAGUGUGUUAAAGCCUUUGCAUAUGACAGUCAUCUUCAAAGACAUGAAAGAACACAUGCUGGAGAGAAACCCUAUGAAUGUAAUCAGUGUGGUAAAGCAUUUGCUUAUGACAGUGCUCUUCAAAGGCAUAAAAGAACACAUACUGGAGAGAAACCCUAUGAAUGUAAUCAAUGUGGUAAAGCCUAUGGAAGUAACAGUAAUCUUCAAAUGCAUACAAGAACACAUACUGGAGAGAAACCAUAUGAAUGUAAUCAAUGUGAUAAAGCCUUUACAUAUGACAGUCAUCUUCAAAUUCAUAAAAGAACACAUACUGGAGAGAAACCUUAUGAAUGUAAUCAAUGUGGUAAAACCUUUGUACGUCACAGUAAUCUUCAAAUGCAUAAAAGAACACAUACUGGAGAGAAACCGUAUGAAUGUAAUCAUUGUGGCAAAGCCUUUGUACACCAUAGCAAUCUCCAAAUGCAUAAAAGAACACAUACUGGAGAGAAACCCUAUGAAUGUGAUCAGUGUGGUAAAACCUUUGCUCAUCAGAGUAUUCUCCAAAUACAUAAAAGAACACAUACUGGAGAAAAACCCUAUGAAUGUAAUCAAUGUGGUAAAGCCUUUGCUCAUCACAAUGCUCUUCAAAUGCAUACAAGAACACAUACUGGAGAGAAACCCUAUCAAUGUGACCAAUGUUCUAAAGCCUUUGCAAGUUACAGUAAUCUUCAAAUGCAUAAAAGAACACAUACUGGAGAGAAACCCUAUAAGUGUAAUCAAUGUGGUAAAGCCUUUGUACAUCACAGUAAUCUCCAAACUCAUAAAACAACUCAUACCGGAGAGAAACCUUAUGAAUGUGACCAAUGUGGUAAAGCUUUUGCACAUCGCAGUAUUCUCCGAAUACAUAAAAGAACACAUACUGGAGAGAAACCCUAUGAAUGUAGUCAAUGUGGUAAAGCCUAUGCCCAAUAUGGUAGUCUUCAAAUGCAUAAAAGAACACAUACUGGAGAGAAACCUUAUGUAUGUAAUCAUUGUGGUAAAGCCUUUGCUUUUCAAAGUGCUUUUCAAAGGCAUGAAAGAACACAUACUGGAGAGAAACCAUAUGAAUGUAAUCAAUGUGGUAAAGCCUUUGCUCAUCAUAGUGCUCUUCAAAUGCAUACAAGAAUACAUACUGGAGAGAAACCUUAUGAAUGUAGUCAAUGUGGUAAAGCCUUUGCACGUCCCAGUCAUCUUCACUUGCAUAAAAGAACACAUACUGGAGAGAAACCCUAUGAAUGUCAUCAUUGUGGUAAAGCCUUUUUACAUCAUGGUAAUCUCCAAAUACAUAAAAGAACACAUACAGGAGAGAAACCCUAUGAUUGUAAACAAUGUGGUAAAGCCUUUGCACUUCACAAUGCUCUUCAAAUGCAUGAAAGAACACAUACUGGAGAGAAACCCUAUGAAUGUGAUCAAUGUGGUAAAACCUUUACACAGCAUGGGAAUCUUCAAAUGCAUAAAAGAACACAUACUGGAGAGAAACCCUAUGAGUGUAAUCAGUGUGGUAAAGCCUUUAAACUCAGCCGUAGUCUUCGAAAUCAUGGGAAAAUUCAUACUGCAGAGAAACUCUAAAAAUAAUCAUUGUGAUAAAGUUUUGCACUUUAUACAGGAAUAAAACUUUUUGUGCUCAAUCUGCUCAAGCCUUUACAUAUUAAAAUAUUCUUUGAAUACCUGUAAAAAAUACCGGGGUAUUAUUAUUAUAAAGUAUUUGGUAAUGUCUUUAUCCAACACACUUGCAUUCAGUUACACAAAGGUAUUUAUUCUGUAGAAAAAAGUUGGCAGUGUCAACAAUCUGUUCAAUCUUUAUUUUGUCUAUUUUUACAUUGUUUUCCCCUGCAAACUCAUGGAAAAAUGAAUUUAUCAAUUUAUGAAGCCUUAUUUGUACAGUAAAAGGCCAGCCAAAGAAAUGCACCCUGAUCCUGAAACCAGAGCCAGUGAAAGACACACACUUUGGCCCUGAAACCAGAGCCAAAAGAACAUACUCUAGCUCUGAACAACUAACUGAGCAUGAAACCAACAAAUCCCUGAUCAGGAAAACCAACCAAUGCUUGAGCAGAAAACAACCAAUCACUAAGCUGAAAUCUGGCCAAUCUCUGAGCUUAUUCAAGCUCAGGGAUUGAAAAUCAACCAAUUCCCACCCCGAAAACCUUAUCCUAAUAAAAACUAAGCCCCUAAGAAGUCCCAUGUAAACCCCUCAGCCUGUUCAGUUUGGAGCUGCCCUUUUCCACUCUGACAGAGGCAUCCACUCUCCUGGAUUUUUCACUCCCAAAUAAAUCUCUUGAAUGAGUUUUGGGUGAAGACCUUUUACCAGAGCUGAGCAGAAACUUUUCCAGGAACUCCCUAUUGGAGUGGAGCAGAGAAGCAAUGGACACUUCUGCUAGGAAACUCCAUUAUGGGAGUGGGGCAGAAGUAGCAACUUGUCACCAGAGUGGGAGCAGACUGCCUCAUUUCUGCAAGGGUUUCCCCCUUAGUAGAAUGAAGUAGAGAAUUACCAACUUGGUCUGAAGCUGAGAAGAAAUGGAUAUCUCUGCUGGGAAACUCUCUUAACAGGGUGGAGCAGGGUUGCCACAUCCUGAAGGGGGACCAUCCCACACUGGAACACAGAACCUGAUAGUAUAAUUGAAAAGGCCUCCCACUCAAGCAUGAUAAACCUCAGCUAGCAAUGGCAGACACUGAAACAAAAUUCACAGAUUGCCCAUUUUGAGUAUCAGAUCCGAGUGACCUGUGAUAUCCACUGCUAUGACUUCCAUUGCAAUAAGUUCUGUCAGCCUAGAGAUGACUCUUGGACAUUAUGCCUGUGACCAGAAUGGCAACAAAAACCUGCCAGGAGACUGGAUGGGUCCAGAGUGUAACAAAGAGCCAUGGGAGGGCUGACUUGAGGCUGAAGAAAGAUUCGAGGCAGCUAGUAAACUAAGAGCAUGUUGUCCUGGAGUUGUUUCUUCCUGCUUUCUGAAAGGUGUUUUGCAAGAAGCCUGAACAGGAUUUGCCCUCUACAGACAUGCCUGGUUGCAGUUGACUGUGGCAUCUAACAUCAUCUUUGUCCAAGACCAAGCAGAAACCCACCUACAGUGACUCUGUAAAGAAGGCUGUUCUGGAAAGAUUUGGUUAAUGGCUAUCCUGGCUAUGCAGGUGAUCACUGUGAAAGAGACAUUGAUAAAUGUGCUAGCAACCCCUGCUUGAAUGGGGGUCACUGUCGGAAUGAAAUCAACAGAUUCCAGUGUCUGUGCCGCACGGGUUUCUCUGGCAACCUCUGUCAGCUGGACAUUGAUUACUGCCAGCCCAACCCUUGCCAGAAUGGUGCCCAAUGCUACAAUCGUGCCAGUGACUACUUCUGCAAGUGCCCUGAAGACUAUGAGGGCAAGAACUGCUCACACCUGAAAGACCAUUGUCGCAUGACCCCCUGUGAAGAUUUCCUGGUUCCGCUGCUGAGCUCUGUCGGAACAGUGGCUUGGGUCUGUUGCUUGGUGACAGCCUUGUACUGGUGUGUACAGAAGUGGCAGAAGCUCAACAGCCACGCUUGAUCUGCCUCCAAAGACAGCGCCUCCAACAAUGUGUGGGAACAGCUGAACCAGAUCAAAAAUCGCAUUGGAAAUGCUUUUCUUCCUUAAUGUUUCUUGCCAAGGUUCCCCGGUGUAACUCUUGGUGUGUUGGAAAUUGUUCUGUAAAUCAGGGCGUCCUCAUUCAUGCACCAUCCAGGAAAGUGUGGGAGACAUUCUGGCCUUAAGUUCCAGCCCUAUGAAGGCACUGUGGCCAUUUCCCGUUAUUGCUGCUUAUCUUCAUGCUCAAUGUCUUUUCAUUUCUUUUUAAAUCUGAUUCAUUUUACAUGUGGGUCGGUUAUGUGGAGAAAGAGAUUUUACUAUUCUGACAAUUUCCUCUAGGUAAAUCAUUAUCCUUUAUCCUUCAACCACUGCACUUAGCUUUUCACACUUAGUGGAUAUUUCACAAGGAAUUUUCUUCUGGUGUUUAUGCCAGUCUUUUGUUCCUGGGUUUUUCCUCCAGGAAUUUUUUUCAAGGGAAUUUCUUUAAUACUAUUCACUGGGCUUUUUGUUCUAAAUUUUCCCUUUAGACUUUGCUUCUGCCUCUUGUACCUAGAUUUUUCUUAUGGAGUCUCUCCAUGAAAACUGGGAAGUCUUCAUUGUCUGGCUCACCAAAUCUCUUUGUACAAGUAAGUGUACUGCAGUCCUCUCAGAGCCUGGCACCAUCUGUGCCCUAGAAGAUGAAGAGGAGGACAUGAUACAAUAAAGAAAAGGCUCCUCAUUACUGCUCUUAAAAAUAAAUACAUGAAGCUGGGGGUGGUGGCACACGUCUUUAA
Messenger RNA from Onychomys torridus (southern grasshopper mouse), 4713 nucleotides. Its product is annotated as zinc finger protein 431-like. The record is from RefSeq and is a predicted model, not a curated record. Gene Ontology annotation, cellular component: nucleus. Bases 72 to 1973 code for a protein of 633 amino acids. Gene Ontology annotation, molecular function: RNA polymerase II cis-regulatory region sequence-specific DNA binding; DNA-binding transcription repressor activity, RNA polymerase II-specific. NCBI's taxonomy places the organism in Eukaryota, Metazoa, Chordata, Mammalia, Rodentia, Cricetidae. The transcript is spliced from 10 exons. Gene Ontology annotation, biological process: negative regulation of transcription by RNA polymerase II.